AUGCGCAUUCAAAUUGUGUUUCGUCAGCGCACGGUAGGUGUUAUGGAUCUUGAAUUUAUGCGCUACAGAGAACUUAUGUUGUUGUCUACCUCUUGCUGUGUCUUGUAUUCUCUGCGAACGGUGGGAUGGAGAAUGUAUGAACAAAAGAUUGGAGCUCCUGGUGUGCCAUUAGGCUUCACCGUGGCGAAGGCUAGUAGUGGCUAUGCAGAAGUGUGUCGAGUCAUUCCAGGUGGUGCUGCAGAACGAGCAAACGUAAUUGUUGGUAGCUUGCUGAUCGGCCUCAACGACGAGAAGAACUUGAAAUUUAACGAGGUUGUUGGUAUGCUCCCAACAUUGCCGCGGCCAAUAUUGUUCCACUUCGUCUUCCGCUCUCAGGCUGCAUUUGAAGGACCAAAGACGGUGGUUUUAUCCGUCCCGGAACCCAGAGUUGUCGAAAUUAAUAUAACACUGCAUGAUGCGGAGGAGUUCGGGGAUGCAUCCUCAUUGUCUACGACUGGUUUUUACUGCGUCGUACGUAGCGCUGAUGAAGAGUGUAUUGCAAGAAGGCAUGGUGUUUUGGUUGGUUCACGGGUGGUUGCCGUGAAUGGACAGAAGUACUUGAAGCCAACGGAUUACCAUCCGUGA
Molecule: messenger RNA, 624 nt
Organism: Peronospora belbahrii
Lineage: Eukaryota; Oomycota; Peronosporomycetes; Peronosporales; Peronosporaceae
Source: the annotation of a GenBank genome assembly